This is a messenger RNA of Myxocyprinus asiaticus (Chinese sucker), 1200 nucleotides long. RefSeq names its product heat shock protein 30-like. Gene Ontology annotation, molecular function: protein folding chaperone. Bases 130 to 717 code for a protein of 195 amino acids. Lineage: Eukaryota; Metazoa; Chordata; Actinopteri; Cypriniformes; Catostomidae. The record is from RefSeq and is a predicted model, not a curated record. Gene Ontology annotation, biological process: response to heat; protein refolding. The transcript has a single exon.
UGCUGCUGAACACUCAGUAUAAAGCUGAGCGUCUCACAGCUCUCGAGUCAAAUCUAACAGACUUACGACGCCACAAGAGAGACAGAGCGAUUGAGCAGCAAAACAACACCACAAAAGCCUGCAGUGAAAAUGUUGAGCCUGCAUGGAUUCCAGCCUUCCUUCAGCCCAAUCAUGCCAAUUGACUGUCCAGUGCACAGUCUGUGGCCACAGAUCUCACCUCUUUACAGACACACAGACAUACUGCAGGAGGUGAGGAGCAGCCUGGAGCAGCUGGAGAAACUUCAGCACAAGAUCUUUAAGGAGAUCCAGCAGACGCCACACUCGGAGGAGAUCUACCCAGUCACCUGCACGAUGGAGAAAGAGGGAGAAAGUGGCUUUGCUUUGACGCUGGAUACUAAAGAAUUUUCCCCAGAAGAACUGUCAGUCAAACAGGUGGGCAGGAAGCUGCAGGUCAGUGGAAAGACAGAAAAGAAGCAGGAGGAUGGGAAAGGCUCCUACUCUCACACAGUGCAAGAGUUCAGACGGGUGUUUGAUUUGCCUGAAGGAGUGAACCCCGAGACAGUCACCUGCUCCAUGACUGAUGGAAAGCUCUACAUACGGGCACCAGUGAAUCAGAUAUCUGAAGCACCUGAGAGGAUGGUACCCAUUGACUGCGCUGAAGCUGUAAAGACAGAAAACAACAGCACUGAAAUACACAAGACUGAUCAGCAAUCCUGAAAUCACUGAGCAGAAGCCCUGAUGAUCUCUAAUGGACUGUGUGCUGCUACUGUAUUCAAUAUAUGUGAUUAUCUUUAGUUUUAUAUCAAUCAAUCUUCUUUCAAUAUUGUUUUGUUGUCCAUUAGAAAUGCUUAAGAAGUUCAGUGCUUAAAAUAAAAUUUCCAUUUUUAUUCAAAUGUUUGGAAAUAUCCACAUGGCAGUUUGACCUGUCAGAAAUACACAAUCAGACUCUUUGUCAAGUUGACCAAGCCUACAUUUCUUUUAGUUUUUCAUAGCUGCCUUUAUAAAUGCUUUAUUAACAUUAAAAAUAAAACAGUUUAGGCAAUAAUGAUGAAUGUUAUUGCACAUAUUUAGACAUAUGCAAGAAACUUUAAAGUUUUGGGACAAUUCAUAAUUAUUUUCAUAGAAAAGAACAACAAAUUAAUAAACAUUUCUCACACUUUCUAAUGGACUGUGUGCUGCUAUUAUAUUCAAUAUAUGUGA